Lytechinus variegatus (green sea urchin) is the source of this 2471-nucleotide messenger RNA. Its product is annotated as alpha-N-acetyl-neuraminyl-2,3-beta-galactosyl-1,3-N-acetyl-galactosaminide alpha-2,6-sialyltransferase-like. Gene Ontology annotation, molecular function: alpha-N-acetylgalactosaminide alpha-2,6-sialyltransferase activity. The transcript is spliced from 6 exons. The coding region runs from base 16 to 1221 and encodes 401 amino acids. Gene Ontology annotation, biological process: ganglioside biosynthetic process. The record is from RefSeq and is a predicted model, not a curated record. NCBI's taxonomy places the organism in Eukaryota, Metazoa, Echinodermata, Echinoidea, Temnopleuroida, Toxopneustidae.
AACUUACCAACUUUCAUGAAGAAUGUUGUAACAUGUUAUUCUUCAGCUGAUAACAACGGUUCUGCUAUGAUGGACCAUCAUUCAAGAUGUUUCCUGGGCAAGCGAUCAGCAGUCAUCUUCCUAGUCAUCUACACCAUCCUCAUGGGAUUCAUGUUCCUGUCCUAUCUCUAUACAUCAUCGGACGGCAGAACGAGCAGCGCCGCCCAUCUCUCCGGCAAGGAUGUCAUCGUUAUCAAGAAGAGUGCCGCUAGAACGUAUUCAGAUGUAGCAGGGUCAGAUGUAGUAGACACAGAUGGCAGGAUACAUCUGGGCAUGAAUUUUCUUCCAAAACCAGGGGUUCCAUCGCCGGUUCAGACUCAUUUUAAAUCGCUCCGAACAGGACAGCCAAUUAAGGACAAAUGCAAAAAAUGUGCAGUAAUCUCCAGCUCAGGACACAUGCUUGGAAGCAAGCGAGGGAGAGAGAUUGAUUCUAUGCCCUGCGUGAUACGCAUGAACAAUUCCCCGGUCGAGGGGUUCGAGGAGGAUGUAGGUGCAAGGACUACAUUGCGCAUUGUGUGCCAUAUGUCGACCGAGCCGGUCAAUGCCGACUCGGCAAGCCUCCUCAAUCCGUCCAACAAGCAGAGUCGGCCGGAGAAGAUAGUUUUCUUUGGUCUCAAUGAGCCCAACCACAGGUGGGCAUUGGAGAAAGCGGAAAUCAUGGUCAAGAACUACCCGGAGGUGGAUUUUUAUUCUUUGGACGAACUGGGAGAGCUGGAGUUUGAUCUGAUCUUUCAGAACGAGACAGGCAAGAAUAAAUAUGAUACCAACACUUGGUUAUCAACGGGUUGGUAUACCAUACUCCUAGCUCUGGACAUGUGUGAAGAGGUCCAUAUGUAUGGCAUGGUCAAUGAGAACUAUUGCGAGAGAAACAUAGAUUCCAAAAUCCGCUACCACUAUUUCCAGACCUGGGACAACCCCACAGAAUGCGACUACUACAAGAGCCAUGAGGACACCCGCUACCUGGGCGGCCAUCGGUUCAUCACAGAGAAGGCUAUCUUCAGCCGCUGGGGAGCCAUGUUCAACCUGACCUUCCACCAGCCAGACUGGGAGCCUCCGAAACUAGUCGAUGUCCUCAACAAGCCCCUCAAGACACCCUUUGUCUCGAGGAAUGAGGAGGACAAGAGUGCAGUUGGAAAGCUCUUUGACCAUUUUGCAAAGUGGGCUUUUGGAAGUUUGAUGUGAAAGAAAUCAACCCUCGGAGUAGUCUCCAGACAAGCUGGUGCUCUGUGUAUUUUGGGUUUAACGCUGAUGUGCAGUUGUGAUAAUGGUUCUUGACCUCAGUAGUGUCCUUUGUUGAGAUUGGUGUGAAUGCUUUCCAUACACUUUUGAAGACCUCUCUCAAAGUCUAUCAUUUACCAUCCCCUACACUCCACUUUUCCUUUGUUUCUCUUGCUCUCUCUCUCUCUCUAUCUGUUGCUUGUUCUUUCAGAUUUCUGAUUACAUGAACUCAAUUUUCAGUUUCUGGUAUAUAUGGUAUUUAACUUACCGGGGGAUUUUUAACAUAUUAGUUUUGUUACAAAUUGGGGAGUGAAAAAAAAACUUUAGAGAUACAACCUGAUUAAAAAAUUACCAUGGGACAGUCAUUGAAAAUGGGAAGAAGUUGUACCCUUUAUGCAUGUGAGUUAUCACUGCCAAAUAGAUUAAGUUAAAUCCCUCUUUGCUCGCUCUCUUAAAGUGAUAAAUUCACCUAUAUAUCAUGGAGUGUACCAUUCGGGGCAUGUAUUAUGAAUAAUGGUAGCAUAUCUGUGUCAUAGCAUCAAUAAUCAAUCGGUUCACUCUUAUCAGAUAAGUUUAAUUACAAUAUCGACUUUUAUCUUACGAUAUUGACCUUUAUCUGUCUAGAGAUAGUCUCAAAGAUUGGGUUAAUUAGGAUCAUUUUAAAAUUUUAAAGUGAUUCCUGGCAAUUAGCCAGUCAUUUGCCCCCCAGAAGAGCCUGGUUUGUCAAAAGGUACUAGUCCUUGUAUAAAUUUGCAAGAGGGAGUUGAAAUUGUAAAGCUUUUUACAGUCAGACCCCUUGACCAUCUCUCUUAUCCAGCUACAUGUAUAUCAAGCAACAAACGUUUUGACUACAGUUUAUCACUUGACAUGUACAAUCUUAUCCCAUGACCAUCUUGAACCAUUUACAAAUAAACAAUUUGACCAUCUUUCUGACCACCAUUCAUACUCCACUCUUGACCAUCCAUAACCAGUUAUAGAUAUCUUUUAAUCAUGCUGCCUACUUUCAUACUGGUAAUAUUUUCAAUUUUACAGGGAUGGCCUUCAUUGGAGUACAUCAAUAAUUAGCAAACAGGGUUAUAGAACGUCUAUCUUUAAAAGAAAUCAUAUUUUUAGCUAAGAAUGUCAAUAAAAGUACUUUAAAUAUAUCUGCAGACUAAUAUGUGUUUUCAUAGGCCCGUAUUCUGAAGUCUGGUUUAAAUUAGACCAUGGUCAAA